CGUUGGAACAAUUCGAAGUGAAACAUAAGAAACUGGUACAAUUUGUUACUAUAAAUGCACCAGUGGACACUUGGGCACAUAUUCAUUCUUGUGUAAACUUUCGAAGCAGAAGCAUCCAUUUAAACAACAAGGCAACACCAGCCAGCAAAAUGUCGAAAACAACCACCACUUCCAUUGUCAUCGCAUUCGUUGCAACAAUCAUACUCUGCCAUUGCAACAACUUCGUAGAAGCGCGUCCUGAUCAAUACGAUGCCGCUGCCGAGACGAGAAAUUUCAAAAGCGAAGUGAAAGAGGAUGGCAGCUACCAAUAUCAGUACGAAACUUCUAAUGGCAUUGCCGCUGGUGAAUCCGGUGUAGGCGGCUAUUAUGCGAGCGGCUCUUCAGCCUAUUAUGCGCCAGAUGGUCAACUCAUUCAACUGAGCUAUACCGCCGAUGAGAAUGGCUUCCAUCCGGCUGGCGAACAUUUGCCCACACCACCGCCAGUACCAAAGGCCAUUCUCAAGGCACUGGAAUACAUUCGUACACAUCCGCAGCAGGAGGACCGCAAGGGCGCCAGCGGCCAAGCUCAGUAUCAAGACAAGUUCUAAGUCCUUAGAUGAAUAAGUCCACAUGCAGAUAAACGUAUGAGUAUGCCGAAUCAUAUAAAUACGAGUACAUAUUGUGAGUAGAUGGGUUUUUAACACUUGUUUAAGUCGAAAAAAAAUGAUUGUUCUCUUCGAUUGUUUGGUUGCAAGCCUGCACAAUUCGCUUGUACAUAUCACUAGUAUAUACAUACAAAUUAUGUUUAAGAAGAAAAUUAAUAAAGUGUUAUCUUUUUGAAAUGUU
This is a messenger RNA of Bactrocera oleae (olive fruit fly), 825 nucleotides long. RefSeq names its product pupal cuticle protein Edg-78E. Gene Ontology annotation, molecular function: structural constituent of chitin-based larval cuticle. The record is from RefSeq and is a predicted model, not a curated record. Gene Ontology annotation, cellular component: chitin-based extracellular matrix. Lineage: Eukaryota; Metazoa; Arthropoda; Insecta; Diptera; Tephritidae.